AUGGCACCACCAACUUGGACAGAGCUGCUUGAGGGAAACCGCGUCUAUGCGGAGACACAGCACAAGCCUGCAGCACUCAUCGGUCAGCCUGGUUUUGAGAUACCCUCUGUUAUGAUCUUUACAUGCAUCGAUUUUCGAGCAUCGGCUGAAGCAUUGCUCGGCAUGAAAGGCGAUGAAGCGUUUGUGGUCCGAAACCCAGGUGGUAGAAUUACCACUGGCAUCCAGUCGCUGCUCUUUGUCGACACAUUAACGGGUGGGCAAGCUCUUAAAGAUAUUGUCAUUAUUCAUCAUUUCGACUGCGGCUGCACUCAUAUUACCGACGAUGUCAUUAAAGAUGCUUUGAAAGCCAAGAGUCCCGAACUGGGAGCUGAGAUUGAUAAGAUGGCCUUUGGCACUUAUUCUGCAAAGAAUAUGCAGCAACACAUAAACAACAUUGAGACGGACAUCAAAUUCUUGAAGGAUUCGCCACUCGUGAGAGAGGAGUUGAAAGAGCGGGUUCAUGCUUACAUUUUCGACCUCCAGAGUGGUAAACUAGUUGCUGUGCCAAUCAAUAAUUAG
Messenger RNA from Trichoderma breve, 558 nucleotides. RefSeq names its product carbonic anhydrase domain-containing protein. Bases 1 to 558 code for a protein of 185 amino acids. Gene Ontology annotation, molecular function: zinc ion binding; carbonate dehydratase activity. The record is from RefSeq and is a predicted model, not a curated record. The transcript is spliced from 6 exons. Lineage: Eukaryota; Fungi; Ascomycota; Sordariomycetes; Hypocreales; Hypocreaceae.